GGUUUGGUCAGUUGCCGGCUAACAGUUGUACUUGACGGUUCUCGACAAGGCCGUGGACAGUGUCGUCGGUGAAAAGAUAGUCAAACAAGAGACUUGUGAGAUUUGAACUCUUGUUUCAGAUACAGUUCGCCGGUAGCGCGAUAAAAAGUUCACUUUUCCGUUGGGUGCAGUUCACGCGACCGUUGCGCGACAAUUGCUAAUUAUUUCACACGACUCUGACGUCACGUCCGGCAUACAGAGGCGUUGGGUGGACAGUGGCCGGUUGCCGGUGACCGGUACUAGUGUGGUUGCGUAGUUAAAAAGAUAUUAUUCCGGUUCCGAGUCGGUGGAUUCGGUGUGACUUAAUGAAGAGCAAGAUCUCGAGGUUGGUGAAAACGUGAAAGGUGGCCGUAAAGAUUUGAAUGCGGUAUUUGUGAUGGAAAUUUGAUUAAAAUAUUUGACCAGCGUUUGAGGUGAUUUUGAAAUUGAAGUUGCAGCGUGGGAAAAAUUUGUGGUGUUCGGGGGCACUGAUAGGGUCAUUCAUUACUUAACUGGAUAAUUCGGACUUAGUACUAUCUGGAGGGGCGAGUUUUUGGUUUAUGCGGUUACACGAAGCGAUUCUAGGAGCAGCUGUACUUGUUUACGAGGUUUUACGCGGUCAUUUACUGGAUUCAUGUUUAUCAAAUGUGGAAACGGAUACAACAUAAAGGAUGAAAUAGCGACAUCGAGCAGUACUAAAUCAGAUAACACCAUAACAUGGUAAGCUGGUUCAGAAUCGUCUCCGAGAUAAUAAUAAACUUUCAGAAUUUGUAAUAAUAAUCGAACGAGACUUCGUUUGAAUAGUGGCAGAGUGCAUCCCCACAUUGGUGCCGUUCAAAUUACUCAUGUGGACAAUAUGUGAAUCUGGAGCUGCAACACCCAGAAAUACAAGUACCAGGACUUACUUUAACUUCACCGUCAGCUUACACCCACAGCAGCAGUAAUGCCAUAUCUUCGUGGUCGUAUUUCUGUCGAUUUUAUCAUCGUUUAAAACCCUUCAUGAUUUGCUGUUAUGACACUCGAUGACUCGAGGUGGAUAUAAAAUCGAAGCAGGAUUCGUUCUACUCCCGGAGUCAUAAAAGAGACAGUGCUUAAAUUUCAACGCUCUCGGAACCGUUUUUACCAAAGACCUAAAACGCAGUAGGUUUGCCACUUAGUAUAAUACAUACUCCAGGAAGUGUGGAUGCCGUCCUGUUUGAGGAAGACAUAUUCUGUAUGGUUUUCUAGUCCAGGGAGAACUAGGAUGCACUUGUGUGUUUAUAAAUUGUUAGCUUCACUUCGUUUAGCCUGAGCGUAUCUAUACUGUCGUGGCGAAUCUACAGAUGCUGCUAAGCCAAGCGAAAGAUGGUGGUGAUGUUGCAUGGAUAUCAUCAUUUAAAGAGCUGGAGUAUGGCAUAUAUUCUACCGUUCGGGCAAAAUCGGUGAUACAAAAGAAGCUGCCACUGCAACCACAACUUGUUUGAAAUCCUGCAAUAUAUGACGAAAAUGGUUUUGAAAAGUGAACAUGUAUGAAUGUUCAAGUGUGUCUAUGUGUGUAAAACGUAACACCCCGUCAGUGCACAAGUAGGAAAUAACGUGUGUAAACAAAUAACCCCUUUUGGUAAUUUUCCCACGUAUGCUUUUCAGUGUAGAGUUUCCGUAUUAUUGCAUGUGAAAAGUGUUCAAUGCAGAAAAAGUGCGAGAAAAAUAUAAAAAUUUCAGUGAAAUGCAAUAAAAGUUUCUAAAUUGUGUAUAGUUGGUUCGCGUGUCCAAAUUAAGUGUUAGUGAUAAAGCGCUAAUGUAAAAAAUUUACUUUUUUAACGUUAGAUAGUUUAGGUAGUGAUCGAAAUAAAGUUUGACAUCGAAACAAUCAUAAUGGAUUGCCUAUGCAGACCAUCGAGGAUUACAUCCGUCCGCAUUGUUCUUUUAGAUGAAACGGACUUUAUUUAUGAAAUUAAGGACGAUUUGCCGGGCCAGGCGCUUCUAGAUGUUGUCUUCAGUCGACUGAAUCUUAUAGAGACAGCGUACUUCGGUAUUCGAUAUGUCGACGAGGAAAAUCAAACGCACUGGUUGGAUCCAGCUUCCCGAAUUUCAAGGCAAUUGAAAAGCAAAGCGGAACCCUUUGAUCUUUACUUUGGAGUAAAGUUCUAUGCGGCGGAUCCAUGCAAGCUUCUAGAGGAAAUAACAAGGUAUCAAUUAUUUCUGCAAGUUAAACAAGAUGUGCUGCAGGGUAGACUUCCAGUUUCGUUUGAAUUGGCUGCUGAGUUGGGAGCGUUUGUUGUUCAGUCCGAACUUGGGGACUACGAUCCAAGACGCCAUACGAAUGGCUACGUAUCCGAAUUUCGAUUGGUAGCGAAUCAAACAUGUGAGCUGGAGACACGUGUCGCUGAGCUUCAUCAAUUGCUCAAAGGUAUGACACCGGCAACAGCGGAACUUAAUUACCUCGAUAAAGUGAAAUGGCACGACAUGUAUGGAGUCGAUCUGCAUCCAGUGCUGGGUGAAGACAGCGUGGAGUAUUUCCUUGGACUCACACCGAGCGGCAUUGUUGUUCUGCGCAACAAAACAACGGUAGCCCAUUACUAUUGGCCUCGAAUAGCAAAAGUUUACUUCAAAGGACGAUACUUCAUGUUGCGAGUUUGCGAUAAAAAUAAUGAACUAAGUACGUAUGGAUUCGAAACACCUCGGAAGUCAGCGUGUAAACAUCUUUGGCGUUGCUGUAUCGAACAUCAUGCAUUUUUCCGCUUGGUUCGUGUUGCGCCCCUUCAAUCGCAGGCAGGAGCAACUGAUUUGUUUGCGCUCGGAUCACGUUUCCGCUACAGUGGAAGAACAGAAAAGCAAGCCGUGAAGGAUGUAAUUGCAAUGGGCAGAACACCACCAAUGUUCACGCGAAUGCCAUCCAGGAGGCAACCGAGACGGGUGAUUGAUGACCUGACGGAAUGUAAGAUGACGGAGACCGGAAAGGCGCAGGAAAUUAAAACGAUUUCUAUACCGCAAUCCGCACAAAGCAACGAAAAUACAUUCCGCUCGACAUACAGUAUCCCCACAACAUUAGGAAUUCGUCCGUAUAAUACGAACCAAAGUAAUGGUAAUACACCAGAUUCGCCGCGCAGUACAAGGAGCGCACCAUGGCCAAGAUCACAGCAACGUAGUUUAUUUGGGAAUCCUUCGAGUCCCAGAUCAGUCCGAUCUGCUUCAACACGACUUAGUGCAAACGUUCCUGCAACUCAUCGAUAUCGUUCCAGUUCUGUAGAGAGUCAAUCGUCGAAUGAUUCGCGUUCCACAAGAAGACAUCGGCAUCGUAAUCGAAGAACUUCCGACAAUGAAAGUGAAUUAUCACGAGGAUCUGGUCGAUCAGGUCGAUCACAUCAUUCCCAUAGGAAGCAUCGUCGAUCACGACAUCGACGUGAUUCUGGUUCAGAAAAUGAUAGUACACGAGCUCGUAGCUACUCAGGUCAUAGGAUAUCCUCUGGUUCAACUGAAUUAAUCGACUCCACUCAUCAAUGGAAAGAGGUGCAAAGACGACAAGCGGACGGGUCGGUCCAAAGUAGUGUUCAACAAGCGUCCGUUACAAAGAGCAGUAUGCUUACGAAGAGCCACAGCCAUCAUAGUCAUAGCAACGAUAGUCACUCGGCCGAUGGCCAUUCGCAUCACAAGAGCCGACGGCAUAAGAAAAACAGAUCUCCUUCGGAUUCACGAAACAGAAUUUGGUCAAGCGAAUUGGCCAAGCAUCUUCAAUUUGAUCUCGUCGAUACGACUGGUAUGACAGAAGAUCAAUUGAGAGAGAUUCCUUAUACAGUAGUUGAAACGCACUCUUCGAAGCGAUCAGGAUCGGCAGGACUCAAAGUACAUAAAAGUAGUAGUAGCGGUGGAAGCCAAGGAAAAGAUCGUGUCGAUCGUAUUAGAGGUCUUUAUUUCCAGGGUAACAAUCAAACUGACAGUACAGGAACAAAAAAUGGAUCAAUCCGAUCUGCAAGCACCGUUUCAUCGCGGGAAUGUGAUCGAAAUUCUGGUCUAGUUAGGAUGAUGUCAAGCAUGAGCAUGGGUGAUUUUAUCUCGCCGUCAGGCUCUAGUCUGAGCCCACUGGAUAAUGCCGGCCUUAGAGUUUCGCAUGAACAUACUGAUUCUGGACUUGGUGCUGAUCAGGAUUAUGCAUAUUCAUCUGAAAGAUCUAGUGAUAGUACCCGCUAUGGUACCAACAAGUCAUCCGGUGCAUCAUCGGGAAGUCAUCACAAGUCCACCAAUUUCCCCGGUCCAGGAGGGCUUCACCAGCAGCAACAGCAACUUCAUCAUUCUAUACCAGAAUGCACGCCACCGAAUAGUACGGUGGUCAGUAAUGGCGAGCAGCCACAGCAUCAACAGCCUUAUUAUUACCAAUACCAGAGUCAAUUGAAGAAGCAACCGACAAGCGGGAAUGGUUCGCCAGCCAUUGGUCCUUUAGUGUUUCUAGAUCAGUCAGAACGCCAUAUUGGCAGUCCUGCUGCAUUGCCACCAUACCAACGUCCAAUGGCGGACUCGAAAAGCAAUAACCCCAGUAGUGAGGGAAUGCUUGGCGGGUCGAUGCCACAACAACACCAUCCAAACACAAACCGUAGCACUACUUCUACUGACAAUUGUACCCAAAAUAGAUCUUCCAGCUUAGAGUUAAUACUAACACCAAUAAUUCAAAGUAGUCGACGGGCACAAUAGUUGGAGAAAUGAGUACAGAACUAUAAAAACGAGUGCAAUUAUUUUACCCCAUAAAGAAUAUACGUAAAGAUUGUAACAGAAGAUUAUAUAGACACGAAAAGUUAUACACGCGGAUUAUCUAUUUAUACACUUUUAACUCUUCUAUAAGUUUAAAUCAGAUAUAAUUCCUGUGUAAUUCCAAAGUUUCAUUAGACAUUGUAAACUUAUCGUAACGUAUGUAAUUUAAUUCCUGCAAAGCUUUGUUCACGUCUAUCCUUACUUCGCGUUAUUUUAAAGUAAUUGAAAAGCAACAAUUUAAAAUCUUCAACAUUCCAAUAAAUCGUAAUGUGAUAAAUGUUUCUACCUAGUGACGACACGAAAUCAAACGAACAUACUACAAACAACUAUUUUAAAUAAAACAGGCGACGACCCAGACAUUUUUAAAGCAAUCAAUUUCUAAGGAAAUCAGGACGAAAUUAAAUUCAAAAGUUUCGAAUUAAAUUGUAUUUUUCCUUUUCAACAAUUAAUUAACAUUAAACACAUUUAGAUAUUAUGAAAUGAAUUUGGUAAUGCUUUUUCGGAAAAAACUCGAAGUCAUGGAUUUCCACUUAUGUAAAAAUCAAUGAAAACUUUUUCGGGAAAAGUCUGCACGUUUGACUAGACCGUUUUUAAGCCGAUCGGAGACUCUCUAGAUCAUUUAAAGCCUUUUUGCAUAAAAUAAUGUUUUUUAUAUUCUUACAUAAUUGAUAUCUUUUACGUUAGUCUUGCAUUUGAACUGUUUCAAUGUGUACAAGAUUUAUACCAAUGAAAUAUGAAAAGUAAAAACUGGAAAAUCGACUUACA
Molecule: messenger RNA, 5505 nt
Organism: Hermetia illucens (black soldier fly)
Lineage: Eukaryota; Metazoa; Arthropoda; Insecta; Diptera; Stratiomyidae
Product: band 4.1-like protein 4
Exons: 21
Coding region: 1873-4683 (936 amino acids)
Cellular component (GO): cytoskeleton
Source: RefSeq, a predicted model, not a curated record